Molecule: messenger RNA, 969 nt
Organism: Salmo salar (Atlantic salmon)
Lineage: Eukaryota; Metazoa; Chordata; Actinopteri; Salmoniformes; Salmonidae
Gene: nkl
Product: Antimicrobial peptide NK-lysin
Biological process (GO): defense response to bacterium
Source: RefSeq, marked provisional
ACUUUACCAAAUCCCAACACGACUUUUACUUUUCACAUCUCUACCACCACAAAUCAUGAAGACAUCUCUGGUCCUCCUUGCCCUCAGUCUGCUGGCUUGUUCAGUUUGGGAAAUCCAAGGGCAAUGCAGAGAGGAUGACCAGGAAGCACAGUCGGAAAAGUGCAUGGAGGAAACACUAUUUGGAACCUGCUGGGUGUGUAAGUGGGCACUGAAAAAAGUGAAGGAAUCCACCUCCACUUCCGAUAGCCAGGAGACACUAAAGCAGAAGCUACUGUCUGUUUGCGAUAAAGUUGGCUUUCUAAAAUCUAUGUGUAAAGGCCUGAUGAAAAAACACUUGUGGGUGCUGAUUGAGGAGCUUAGCACAAGCGAUGAUGUGAGGACCAUCUGUGUUAACAUUAAGGCCUGCAAACCAAAGGAAAUUUUGGACCUGAGCUACUGACCAUGCAGCCAGUAUCCAGAUUCCAAAGUCAAAAGAUGGAUGUCAGGUGUCAAGACAAUGCUAUGCUGCCAGCCUCUUGGUCUUCUUUUUCAAACUAGUCACAACACAAGCAUAUAAAUGGAUGAUUAAGUUAUUGGAAUGAUUAUGUUAUUGGAAUGAUUAAUUACGUGGGAACACGUAUUAUAGUUAAGCAAUAAGGCCAGAGGGGGUGUGGUACAAGGCCAAUUUACCAUGGCUAUGGGCUGUUCUUAUGCACCACGCAACGCUAUGGUAUAAUGGCCCUAUCCCACAAACCAUAAACAUGUUACCAAUGUAAUUAGAACAGUAAGUUAGUCGUUUUGCGUCAUACCCGUGGUAUAUUGUCUCAUACGAUCCAGUUUAUAAUAGUUAUAAUCAUUCUUAAAUUGCAGUACAUUUUGUAUCAUCUCCAAAUGUAAACCUUUUGCUACUUUAGUCCCAAAUGUUGAACAUUUUUAAUGUUUGUUUGUGUGAACUUUUUGGCUAGCUAAAAAAUAAAGCUCAAUUGAUAG